AAUCUUAUAAUUCAUCUUGUGCUAUUCUGUAUAAAGUUCAAUCUCACAUCUUCUGAUUUGCAGAGAAUAUCAGCAAAAGAUGCACUUGAUGCAGAGUAUUUCUGGGCUGAUCCCUUACCAUGUGAUCCAAAAAGCCUUCCGAAGUACGAAUCUUCCCACGAGUUUCAGACGAAGAAGAAGCGCCAGCAACAACGCCAGCACGAAGAAAUGGCGAAGCGUCAGAAGCUUCAGCACCCUCAGCCUCAUGCCCGUCUUCCUCCCAUCCAACAGACCGGUCAACCUCAUCCCCAAAUGUGGCCUGGUCCCGGUCAACCCAUCCAUAAUGCACCGCCUCCGAUGGCUGCUGGUCCGAGCCACCACUAUGGGAAGCCACGCGGCCCUUCCGGCGGUCCUAACAGAUACCCUCCAGGAGGUAACCCCGUUGGAGGUUACAAUCCCAACCAUCCCAAUAGAGGUGGCCAGGGUGGGGGUUACAGCGGUGCUCCCUAUCCCCAACAAGGCCGCGGCCCUCCUUAUCCUGGGGGCAAUAUGCAGGGUGCCGGUGGACCGAGGGGCACCGGCGGCGGCAGGAGG
Molecule: messenger RNA, 573 nt
Organism: Phalaenopsis equestris
Lineage: Eukaryota; Viridiplantae; Streptophyta; Magnoliopsida; Asparagales; Orchidaceae
Product: cyclin-dependent kinase C-2-like
Exons: 2
Source: RefSeq, a predicted model, not a curated record